AUGGCGAUUGGGACUGAAGAAGACAACACUACAGCUCGCACUUCAACUGCCGCCUCUGGUUCGUCAUUUCCUUCUAUCGAUCAUAAUCACCCAUUGUACCUACAACCAACUGACACGCCAGGUAGUUCUCUAGUCUCUAUUCAAUUGAUUGGAUCUGAUAACUAUGCCUUGUGGAGUCGUGCUAUGAGGAUUGGUUUGUUAGGUAAAAGCAAGUUAGGUUUUGUUAAUGGAAGGUUUCCUAAGUCUAAAUUCGAACCAGAACUUCAUGAUUUGUGGGAAAAGGUUAAUACUGUUGUGUUGUCAUGGAUAAUGAAUGCUGUAAGACCUGGUUUGUUGAGUAGUGUGCUUUAUGCAUCUAGUGCUCAUAAGGUGUGGGAAGAUCUAAAAGAAAGGUUUGACAAAGUAAAUGGUUCUAGAGUACUGUUUCUUCACAGAGAAAUGCAUAAUUUGACUCAAGGAACUAUGACUGUAGCAGAUUAUUUCUCAAAGUUGAGAGAUCUGUGGGAAGAGUUUGAUGCUCUAAUGCCUUGCCCGGGAUGUCCAUGUCCUGAGUCAAAGCUAUAUGCUCAACACUUUGAAGCCCAAAGACUGUUGCAGUUUUUCACUGGUUUGAAUGACUCUUAUGCACAAUCCAGGAGUCAAAUUAUGAUGAUGACUCCAGUGCCCACUAUCAACAAGGCUUAUUCACUUCUUGUUGAUCAGGAUAGUCAAAGAAAUCUAGCAAGCAUGGCCCAGGUUACACAGCUUGCAGAAGGCUUAGAGGGCACUGCUCUAUAUGGAAACAAGAGUCCAAAUGUUACCAAUAGAGGUUAUAUACAAAGAAAGAAUAAUGUACAGUGUGACUACUGUCAUUAUAAAGGACACACCAAAGAAAAUUGCUUCAAACUAAUAGGCUAUCCACCUGAAUUUAAGUCUAAAAGGAAAGGGAAUGCACCUGGACUUUAUGCUAACUUUGCAGGAAAUUCAAGCUUUGCAGCAGAUGAAGAUCAUAUUAGCUGCGAAAAACAACUGAACACUGGACCUUAUUAUCAAAAGGGAGUUACUCCACAUAAUUCUACAACACCACAAAUGACACAGACACAACCAUUUUUCACUCAAGAGCAGUACCAGCAGAUUGUCCAAAUGCUGUCCAAAGGAAGUACAGAAGGCUCUGGCUCAUCUAGCAAAGUAGCUGCUGCAGGUAUUCUAACUCAUGUGAAUGCUUUUGUGUCUCAGUGUAUCAAUAGUGAUUGGAUAAUUGAUACUGGAGCCUCAAAUCACAUGACAUCUAGACUUGAGCUACUGCAAACACAUACAUUACUCCCUACAACAGAGAAAAAUAUAGUUCAUCUCCCUAAUGGUAAUGCAGUGCAAAUCUCACACACAGGAAGUACAUUUGUGUUGAAUAAUCAGAAGAUCUCUAAUGUUCUCUACAUUCCAGAUUUUAAGUUCAACUUACUCUCAGUUUCACAACUCACCAAGGAACUAAUGUGUAUGGUAGGCUUCUUUCCUGAUUUCUGUAUUUUUCAGGAUCUUUACAGUGUUCAGGUGAAGGGGAUUGGUAGAGAGGAACAUGGACUUUAUGUGCUUAAAGGAGGUGUCUCAGAACAGUUUUUAGCUCAAAUGACAACUAAAAGUGCAUCUGCAGUUACUGCUCAUGCUACUGCCCCUUCUCUUGCAGGCUCAAGUUGCUUAUGGCACAGGAGAUUAGGACAUGCUCCUCUAGAUGUAAUAAGAAGAGUAGACAAGUUAAAUAAGUUGACUACCAAUGACAGUCAACAUUGUACUGUAUUCCCAUUAGCCAAACAAAGUAAACUUCCUUUUCAGCUUAGUAGUACUGCAACUAAAUCUAUGUUUGAAUUGGUGCAUUGUGACAUUUGGGGACCAUACAGAUGUCCUACUCAUGAUGGAAAAAGAUUCUUUGUUACUAUAGUAGAUGACUACAGUAGAUAUACUUGGAUAUCUCUCUUAACCUCUAAGUCUGAAGCAUAUGUUGUUCUAAAGAACUUUCUUGCUCAAGUUCAAAAUGCAUUUCUAUCACAGUUAAAGUCUUGA
Molecule: messenger RNA, 2034 nt
Organism: Nicotiana attenuata
Lineage: Eukaryota; Viridiplantae; Streptophyta; Magnoliopsida; Solanales; Solanaceae
Exons: 1
Coding region: 1-2034 (677 amino acids)
Molecular function (GO): nucleic acid binding
Source: RefSeq, a predicted model, not a curated record